This is a messenger RNA of Notolabrus celidotus (New Zealand spotty), 1819 nucleotides long. Its product is annotated as adhesive plaque matrix protein-like. The transcript is spliced from 5 exons. Lineage: Eukaryota; Metazoa; Chordata; Actinopteri; Labriformes; Labridae. The record is from RefSeq and is a predicted model, not a curated record. Bases 52 to 1758 code for a protein of 568 amino acids.
UGCUUCAGAGAAGUACUCUCCAUCUGCUUUAAGUGUGUGUGUGUUGGUAGUAUGGCAGGUGAAGAUGGAAGGGGAUGUAACUCCCAUCAAACUGUAGCAGUCAUAUUGUUCCUGUGCGCCUUGGCACAGAGUUCAACUUGUUUUAGCUUGCAAGGGCUGAGUGAAAAAGCAAAGCAGGACAAGUUGAUUAGUGAGGCAACAGUGAUGGAAGUAAGGAUGGGAAGCAUUCUCUUCAAUGGAAAAACUCUUCAGGCUGAGUCUGGGUCUGCCUCUGCUACUGCCACAGGAAAUGGACUGCUGAAUAUUGACUCUGAUCAACCAAAUGGCAACAGGAUGUCGGAGCAGAUGUCACUUCUGGAGGACAGCUUGAGCAAUGAGGCAGCAUGGCAGCAGUUGAAUCCUUCCCUGCACUGUGGUCAGAAGACUAUGAAGUUUACCGCCAUGGGACCUGGAGCUGCUGACUUGCAGCUAGACAUGGACAAUGCUGCCCCCCUGCCUUUAGACCAAGUGCCUGAUGCCUGUGGCUACUCGAUGACUCAAAAUGCACUUGGACUUGUUUUGGUUGUUCCUUAUGAUGGCUGUAAUGUGAUUCAGGAGGAUGGCGAUUACAUCUUGCCAAUGACUUGGCUAGACACUCCAGUUCAAUUUACCUGUCCUGUGUCCACAAGCUCUGCCACAUCACCACCUACUAUCCCAAAGUCUCAGGAGCCCAAGAGAGUUCCUUACCCCUUCAGGCCCUGGAACCUGAAUCGUCGUAAGCGCCAGGCAAACCAGCCCUUGCCCAUGAAUGACCCAAGAAGUCCAUAUUAUUCCUAUUGGUAUUAUUACUACUACUACCCCUACUACAUGAAUAUGAUGACCACACCGGCACCAACUCCUACCACCACUACAAAGGCGCCUGACACGACUGUUCCCACCAAGCCAUCUACAGAGAAACCCCCUCCAGUUAUGCAACCUGCACAUCAACACUACCCUUAUUACCCUUAUUACCCUUACUAUCCCUACUACCCCCUUCCACAAAACCCAGUGACUCCUGCAACACCUGCCACCACUACAACUGGACCUGCUACCACUGGAAUGACUACAACAUUGGCGACUACCACCAAAGCAUUGAUCACAAAGGGUCCUUCAAAACCAGCACCCCCUCCUUACCCGCCAUAUUAUCCUAACUAUCCCCAUCACCAUCACCUAGGACCUGGAAAACCAUUGCCAGAUAUUCCUGAUAAUUCUGAUAUUUACUACUAUCCUAUUAUCCAGCAUAUCUAUGGGAAACCUUCUGCCAAACCAACUACUAAGCCGAGUGACCAGUCUUCUACAAUGCCAGACCCCACUGCUCCGACCUCCAAGCCCAGUAGCUCAGUUCCCACAACAAAGCCAGACACCACUGCUCCAACCUCCAAGCCUAGUAGCUCAGUUCCCACAACAAAGCCAACUACUGCGCCUACAACUCAGACAACUAUACCAACGGCCGACACCUCAAAACCCAGCUCAAAUAUUUAUCCAGGUCCAAUGAGUCCAUUUGUACCUUACGACCAGGGUCCCUUUGUACCUUAUGUUCAAUACAGAUCAAACAAGGCUGGCGAACUCCCAUAUGACCCAAAAUUUAUGCCCCAAGCUGACUUCAAAUCUGGACCCCAGCCUAGGUCACACCUACAUCCAGGCUUCAACUACUGGCAACCUGCACCCUGGUUUCCUGAGUCAUCUGGCAAAGACAACCCUCUAUUCGAUUGGCAAAAUUUCCAGCCUCAAGAGAACUAACUUGAAGAUUCUGGCUUACUGGGAUUCUGAUCAUUCAAUAAACACUGAACCUGUAAUUUAA